AUGGAGCGCCGGGUCCAGAGGACGGCCAUCACGCAAUCAAGCCGCAAAUUACAACAGGACUUUUCCGCCAUCACGGUCGCCAACAGCACCCAUGGCGUCUACGAUGUGACUAAAGUCACGACUCCAAAGAACCAAGUCGGUUCAGUGGCCUACGAUGUCAAGAUCUACAGCUCUGCAAUGACUUACCUGAAGCUGCUCGAUGGGAUUUGA
Molecule: messenger RNA, 210 nt
Organism: Sordaria macrospora k-hell
Lineage: Eukaryota; Fungi; Ascomycota; Sordariomycetes; Sordariales; Sordariaceae
Source: RefSeq, a predicted model, not a curated record